GAUGAAGUGGUGAUGGAUGUGGGAGUGCAGAAUGUCAUCCAAGUUGUGACUGAUAAUGCAGCUGCAUAUGUGGCAGCCGACAAACUUCUAAUGGCUAGACAUCCGACAUUAUUUUGGAGCCCUUGUGCUGCCCAUUGUCUUGACUUGCUCCUUGAGGACACAGGGAAACUAAGUUGGGUAAAGAAAGUGGUUGAAGAUGGAAGGAAUAUCACCAAAUACAUCUACAAUCACACAUGGGUCCUGAAUCUUAUGAGAGAGCACACUGAAGGUAAGGAUCUUGUGCGGUCGGGGGUCACACGCUUUGCUACCAAUUUCCUCACCUUGCAGAGCAUACUUGCUACAUUGCCCAACCUGAAGCGGAUGUUCGUGAGUGAAAGAUGGUUGGGGAGUCCUUAUGCUACAAAGCCUGAAGCAAAGAAGGUUGUGAUUGCCAUUUUUGAUACUAAUUUUGCCAAGAUAGUGGAGGAGAUCAUCAAUGUGUCGGAACCGUUGGUGAGGGUGCUACGAAUAGUGGAUGGGGAUCAUAACUCCAUGGGGUAUCUAUAUGAGGCCAUGGAUAAGGCCAAAGAGGCGAUUCAACACUUGUAUGGGUCAAACAAGACCAAGUAUGAACCCAUAUGGCGCAUAAUUGAUCGGAGGUGGAACCAUCAACUCCACCAACAUAUUCAUGCUGCUGCCUACUUCUUGAAUCCCAAGUUUUUUUACUUUCCGAGUUUCAGAGCAGAUGCAGAGGUUAGAAUUGGCCUUGACACAUGCAUUCGGAGAUUAGUUGAUGAUGAGAUCCUUCGAGACCUGAUACUUGAUGAGUUGCAGAGUUAUAAGAAGGCCUUAGGGGAAUUGUUUUCUUCACCUGAUUGCAAACGUAGGAGAGCCACCUUACGACCAGGUAAAAAAAAACAUAUGUUUAAUUUUUACCAUUUAUUUCUCUCUUUAAGAUUAUUGAAAUCUUUACAAGUUAUAAAUCACAUUUUGUAUCCUUGCAGAUUUGUGGUGGGAAGAUUAUGGUGCCACAACGCCUAAUCUUC
Molecule: messenger RNA, 1025 nt
Organism: Cryptomeria japonica (Japanese cedar)
Lineage: Eukaryota; Viridiplantae; Streptophyta; Pinopsida; Cupressales; Cupressaceae
Exons: 2
Coding region: 13-1020 (335 amino acids)
Source: RefSeq, a predicted model, not a curated record